Leptosomus discolor (cuckoo roller) is the source of this 775-nucleotide messenger RNA. It is a transcript of the gene MRM2, whose product is annotated as mitochondrial rRNA methyltransferase 2. Gene Ontology annotation, cellular component: mitochondrion. The record is from RefSeq and is a predicted model, not a curated record. Gene Ontology annotation, biological process: RNA methylation. Gene Ontology annotation, molecular function: rRNA (uridine-2'-O-ribose)-methyltransferase activity. NCBI's taxonomy places the organism in Eukaryota, Metazoa, Chordata, Aves, Leptosomiformes, Leptosomidae.
CUGUCAGCGCCUGGUGAGCAAAUGUCUCCACACCACGGUGAGGUUCCUGAAGAAAACUGGAACUGAGCACCAGUGGAUGGAGCGGCACUUGAAGGAUCCCUUUGUCAAGGCAACGAAGCAGCAGCAUUACCGUUGCCGGAGUGCCUUCAAAUUACUGGAAAUUGAUGACAAGCUUCACAUUCUUCGCCCAGGACUUUCUGUUCUUGACUGUGGAGCAGCACCUGGUGCUUGGAGCCAGGUUGCUGUCAAGAGGGUCAACGCUUUAGGUACUGAUCCUGCUGUCCCCACCGGCUUCGUCCUUGGCGUUGACCUCCUGCGGAUUUCUCCUCUGGAAGGAGCAGUCUUCUUGUCAGAGGCUGACAUUGCAGACCCGAGCACCCUGAGGACAAUUCAGAGCCUGCUUCCCACCGAGAAGGUGGAUGUUAUCUUGAGCGACAUGGCACCUAAUGCAUCAGGCAUUAAAGAACUGGAUCACCAGAAGCUGAUCCAUCUGUGUUUAGGCCUUCUGAAUCUCUCCCAAAGUCUUUUAAAGCCGAAAGGAACGAUGCUCUGUAAGUUCUGGGAUGGAAGUGAGUCCUGUCUUCUGCAAAACAGGCUGAAGGAGCAGUUCCAAGAUGUGAGAACUAUAAAGCCCCAGGCCAGCCGGAAGGACUCUGCUGAAUCUUACUAUUUGGCCAGACUGUACAAAGGGAAGUGAAAGCAGAGAACUGCAGGUUAUCAAACAGGUGAUCAGAUAUUGACUGAAAAUCUGAAUUUGGCGUGUGUUUGAAGAAAA